AUGAUCAAACAUAAAGUAUGGCCUAGACUUUUACCAUUUGUUCAACCACAAAGAUUAUUUGCUGCAUGUAUGGUUAUUGGUGGUAAAGCUGGUUUCAACAGUAAUAAUAGUAGUACAACAACAACUACGAUGAAUAGUAAUACAACAUAUCAAUCAAAGUCUAUACUUUUACCAAAACAAUCAACAAAACAAUCAAAGAUUAUAAACAACUAUAGUAGUAGUAGUAGUAGUAGUUCUUCAUCUUCAAAUUCAUCAUCAAGAGUAUUUAAAGAUGAUUAUUUAAAUGAAUCAUUUUAUCAAUUUUCAUCUCAAGGUCCUGCUUUUGCUGUUAAUCCAAAUAAUAUAGAAUUUAUUCAAGAACCAAAUGAUUUUUAUAAUCAUUUAAUUUCAGGAAUUAAAAGAUCAAAAAAAAGAAUAACAUUUGCAUCAUUGUAUUUGGGAAUUGGAGAAAAGGAAUCAUUAAUUGUAACAUCAAUGAUUGAAGCAUGUGAAAGAAAUCCAAAUUUAAAAAUUCAUAUAUUACUAGAUGGUCUUCGAGGUAGUAGAGAUGUUCCAACUCCCUCUACUUCUACUUCUACUACUACAUUACAAUCAAGUGUAACAAUGUUACAACCAUUAUUAAAUCAAUUUAGUGAUAGAGUACAAAUUAGUAUGUAUCAUACACCAGAUUUAAAUGGUCUUUUAAAGAGAUUUUUACCACCACGUGUAAAUGAAACGAUUGGUGUCAAUCAUCUCAAAACCUAUGUAUUUGAUGAUGAUUUGGUAAUGAGUGGUGCCAACUUGUCAAAAGAUUAUUUUACCAAUCGUCAAGAUCGUUAUGUUGUCAUCAAACAGAGUCAAGCUUUGGCUAGUUUUUUCGAUACCAUUGUCGAAACGGUUGGAUCCAUGUCACUCGUAAUGACCCCCAAUGCUACAGGUCCAUCGAUCGGACGUUUACAUUUACCAAAUGAUGGUCGUCUGGAUCCAGUCACUCAAUCUAAAGAUUUCAAAGAGGUUGCCGAAAAGAAACUGUCUGCCAUUUUACAACCAGAUACUUUUUAUUUGGCUAGUAGUGAUGGUUUGAAAAGUUUUUCCUCUCCCUCUGACGUCAGAGCUUCAUCGUCGUCGUCGUCGUCUCGUCAUACAUGGAUAUUUCCAACCAUUCAAAUGGGCCCAUUUAAUAUUAGACAUGACGAGGUGUGUACAAGUUAUAUAUUCAAUACUGUACCUCGGGAAUCAUUGUUUUAUAUCACUUCACCCUAUUUUAAUUUGACCAAAAACUAUCUACAAUUAAUCAUGCAAGGCAGACCAAAGUUGGAUAUUAUCACAUGUUCACCAGAGGCAAACGGUUUUUUUGGAGCAAAGGGACUUUCAAGUGCUGUACCCGAUUGCUAUGCAAUCAUUGAAAAGAGAUUUUUGGAUUUGGUCAAACGUACCGGUAACGAGCAACGAAUCAAGGUGGAAGAGUAUAUUAGAAAUGGUUGGACCUAUCAUGCAAAGGGAUUGUGGAUUACCUCGCAGGAUCAGACAAGUGUUCCGAGUAUUACGUUGAUUGGUUCACCAAACUUUGGCAGUCGCAGCGUCGAAAAGGAUUUGGAGGCGCAGAUGAUCAUCAUGACAGAGGAUGUCGAGCUCCAGCAAAAGAUGGAGGGCGAACGUGCCUACUUGUGGGAGUCGACACAGGUCGCCGAUGACAAGCUGUUUGAGGAGAGAAAGAUCUCGCUUUGGGUGCAGUGCAUUGUUUAUUUGUUUGGUGGUUAUUUGAUCGAUGUACAUAUUAGAUUCAAUUCUCCAACCAAUGCGCAGCGUGCCUGA
This is a messenger RNA of Cavenderia fasciculata, 1794 nucleotides long. RefSeq names its product phosphatidylglycerophosphate synthase 1 (gene pgs1). Gene Ontology annotation, molecular function: CDP-diacylglycerol-glycerol-3-phosphate 3-phosphatidyltransferase activity. NCBI's taxonomy places the organism in Eukaryota, Evosea, Eumycetozoa, Acytosteliales, Cavenderiaceae. The record is from RefSeq and is a predicted model, not a curated record. Gene Ontology annotation, biological process: cardiolipin biosynthetic process. Bases 1 to 1794 code for a protein of 597 amino acids. The transcript is spliced from 3 exons. Gene Ontology annotation, cellular component: mitochondrion.